Molecule: messenger RNA, 2765 nt
Organism: Gastrolobium bilobum
Lineage: Eukaryota; Viridiplantae; Streptophyta; Magnoliopsida; Fabales; Fabaceae
Product: golgin candidate 2
Exons: 10
Coding region: 169-2253 (694 amino acids)
Biological process (GO): Golgi organization; retrograde transport, vesicle recycling within Golgi
Cellular component (GO): Golgi membrane; Golgi cisterna
Source: RefSeq, a predicted model, not a curated record
UCUUCUUCUUCUUCUUCUUCUUCAUCCAUUAGUCUCUCAGAAAAUUAUCGUCUUCUUCUACCUCCUCUUCUGCACGAGCAUAAACUCCUUAAAACGCUGCGUUUCGAUAAACACGCGCCCAUUGUGGCUCUGUGACUUCUUUUUCCUCACAUCUCAAUCGCUGAGACCAUGGCGAAUUGGAUCUCCUCCAAACUCAAAGCCGCCGAGAACAUUCUCCACCAGAUCGAUCAGCAAGCGGCUGAAUCUCUUCGCAAGAACGAGAGGCUUCGAUCCGAGGAACCGAGCAUCGAUGCUCCUGCCAAAUCAGGGAGCGGUGUGUCUCUGAAGGAUCAAUUGAAGAAGAAACCUCCGGAGAACAAUGACUAUCAUGGAAAAUUACGCAGUGAUUCCAAUUUUAGCGUGCUUAAAACAACAUCAACUGCACCCAAACUCUCUCCCAAAUCUAGCCCUACCCUCACAGAUGCUGAUUGGACUGAACUCCUUAGUUCACCUAGUCCCUCUAUAGCAUCUAGUUCCGGGGGGAAUCAUAGUAACGGGUCACGUGCAGCUCGUGGUUUGAGCAAUAAUAAUAGGAAGCAGAAGAGUUUGUCUUCAGGGUUAUUGGUAUCGGAUGUUAAGAGGAAUUCAAAAAGUGGUAACAGUGGUUCAAGGUCCUUGCAGAAGUUAGACUCUGUCAAAGAAGUUAAAUUGAGUCGAAAAACUAGUGAUGAUGGGAAGGACUCUGCCUCUUCUGGCUCGACGGAGAGGCAUUCAAAUGUAGAAUCGGAGACCGAUGGUAAGUGGAUGGGAGGACAGGAGUAUGCUAGUAAGGACUGUUCUGAGAAGCUUGUGGUUGAGGCAAAUGAUAAGGCAAAUGAAGAAAAUGAUGUCCGUUUAACUUAUAAUAGGGACUUUUCUCCACCAGAAUCUUUGCAGGAAGACAACAAAAAUUUGGCUGCAGAAACAAUACCAGUAACGGGGGUCGAUAAGGUGCACGAAGCUAAGAUUGCAGUGGAUGUUGUUCGUGGUCAAUUGAGAAGUGCAAUAAAAGGGAGGCAUGGGCUUAAUUCAGUCUCUGGAAAUUCAACACCUGAUGAUUUGAAACGGGCUUCUUCAAUGGAAAGUGAUCGAAGCUCUGAUUCAGAUACAGAUUCUGGUUCAACAUCCGAUUCUGAAAGUGAACAUGAGAGGGAGGAAAGGAGAAAAAUGAGGGAAAAGAUUCUGGCUGAGGAAGCAGCGGCUAAAGCAAGAAAUGCUAUCAAGGAACGGGAGAAUAUGGUGGCCAAAUUAGAGGGGGAGAAGCAAAGUCUAGAGAAAAUACUUGAGGAGCGAGCUAAACAACAAGCACAAGAGGCUUCAGAGCUUCAGAGCACUACGAUGGAAACAAUGGACGCUGUUGAGCUAGAAAAGCAGAAACAUAAUAAUACUAGAAUGGAAGUUCUUACACGUUUAGCUAAACUGGAGACUGCUAAUGCUGAUCUUGCAAGAUCCCUCGCAGCUGUGCAGUGGAACCUUGAAGUAGAGGUUAAACAAGUAGCAGAUCUCAGACAGCAGCUUGUAUCAAAAGAAUUGGUUCAAGAAGAACUCAGAAGGAGCUUGAAGAAUCCUCAUCAAACGGGAGCUUCACAAAAUCAACUAGCUUCAAAAGGAGUUGAGUUUGAACGAGAAAUUCUUGAGGCAGAGCGUUCUUUAAUUAAUGAUAAAGUUGCACAACUACAGGAAAAAGCAAGGAAUCUGGAAGCUGACAUUGAAAUGACAAGGAAGGAGAUAGAAGAACCAACAGAAGUUGAAGUUGAGCUCAAGCGAAGGCUUCAUCAAAUGACUGACCAUUUGAUACAGAAACAAGCCAAGGUUGAGUCGCUCUCCUCUGAGAAGGCAAGUCUUACAUUCAGAAUCGAGGCAGUGUCAAGGUUGUUGGAUGAGAACACGUCAGCAUCAGGUGCAACAGAUAUGAAUCCUGCUUCUUCAUCAAGUGACUUAGAAUCAGGAUUAUGGGAGCUUUCUAAUUCAAAGUUUAAGCCUAUGUUAAAAGCCAGAAUUCGUUCUGGCAAGAGGCAGCUGGGAUCAUUACUUCACCAAUUAGAUUAUAUUUUUGUGGCCGGUGCUGUUUUUUUGAAAAGGAACUCAACGGCAAAAUUAUGGGCUUUGAUUUACCUUGUUUGCCUUCAUUUAUGGGUGAUUUAUAUUCUAAUAUCACAUUCUGGCCCAUCAAAUGAGGGUAGAUCUGGUGCCGUGAUCUCAUUGGAGAACAUUAAUAACACUGGAGGAGUAUGAUUGUGUUGUGAUGUCUCGUUACUUGUGUCAUUUACCUCAGGUUUUAGGAGGUCUUCGUUACAUUGACAAGUGGUAGGAAUGUUGUACGGUACCACAUCAUGACCAGAAAAAUAUAAUAAUUAUGAAGGAAAAUAUAGGACUGCAUGCCUUUUAUUUCGAUGAAUUACAUCUAUUUGGCAAUGUGAAAUUGCACCCGAGAAUGAGUUAUUCCAUCAGAGAGGAGCAAUGCCCUGCUAUGUGUAUAGAAAAAUGGGUGAUUUGGGUUUGAAUUUUGAAUGCUUGUCAAAUGAUGAGAAGUGUUCGUGAGGACCUGAGUUGAAGUAUCAAAAGUAUUUUGUAUGGACGGUGUAGCAGCAGAUGUAAUAAAAAAAAUGAGCCCUCUAGUCAGUGGCUUGGAGAGGCUUGGCUGUGAGUUCGCUGUUGUGACCCUAGCACUAAUAAUCAAAGAUGUCGCAUGCAGUUUCAUGAUUAUUAUUUAUUGAACUUGUAAAGAAGAAAGAAUCUAUUUCUUU